AUGUCGAACACUGCGGACAUGUUACAAAGGAAAGGCGUUCUACGCGUAGAAGGUAUCACUUUUGAGAAGCUGCGCGUAGAAGAUAUUAGAUUUGAGAAAAUAAAUCUAGAUUAUAUAUGGAGGAGAGCUGAAGAUAAUAGGAAGCAAAUCCAGGAGCUCGAAAAGGAAAUAAUUUCCAAAGAGAUGGCCAUAAAGGCUGGAAGAAAUAGCCCAACUGAUAAAAUGAUAGACCUCAUAGAGCAGGCAAUUGAAAAAAGAUCGGAAAGAAUUCGAUCUACAAUUGCAGAGGCAAAAAUAAAUAUAAAUGCUGGAGACGAAACUGAAAUCGAAUUUUACGAAGACCGUCUCAAGAAUUUAUGGAGCUACAUGGAGAAAAAUAUCGACGAAUUGACGAUGAAGUACAACAAGCCAUGUAAUAUUUUAGAAUUAGAAGAUCUUUCCUUUGAAGUCACCGAUACUUUGCGGGUAUUAAAAAAACAAAAGGAAAUGAACUUGGAAAUCAACUUAAAAAAAAUGGAUAAUGAUUUUGAACAAGCGAUUAUAACAACCACGGGAAGAGAAGACUUUAAGAGGUACUUUAUUCCCCGGGAGAGUCCUCACUUCGGAGGAAGUAGGGUAGAUGGUUGUUUUGUUACAGAUGCAACAAUGGAUCUGGAACCGCCUGAUGAAAGGCAAAAUGUAGAAAUGGCAAUUAAAGACGCUGACGAUAGAAGUAUGACAGUGGAAGAUGCAGUACUAAAUCCAAAGGCCAAGAAGAAGAAACCGAUGGCAUGUCUACCAAUCAAACACAUAGAACAAUUACCGAAAGAGAAAUGCAGUGAAGAGAGAAUACCAAGGUACAAAAAAGAAGAACACAUCAAAGGUAAAUCGUCGUCCACUGGAAAGCUGACAACAUCUUCACGUAAUCUUUGGGUAUCCGGGUUAUCUUCAUUAACGAGAGCCAGUGAUCUGAAAGGUAUAUUUUCUAAAUAUGGAAAAGUUAUCGGAGCCAAGGUGGUCACCAACACCCGAACUCCGGGUACACGUUGUUAUAGCUACGUAACAAUGUCAUCAUCAUCGGAUGCCAGUCGAAGUGUCGCCAAAAGACGAUACACAACUUCUAAGUGGAUACAACAAAAAAAUAUGAAACAAGAAGAUACAUGA
Molecule: messenger RNA, 1143 nt
Organism: Bactrocera neohumeralis
Lineage: Eukaryota; Metazoa; Arthropoda; Insecta; Diptera; Tephritidae
Product: SAFB-like transcription modulator
Exons: 1
Coding region: 1-1143 (380 amino acids)
Biological process (GO): regulation of mRNA processing; regulation of transcription by RNA polymerase II
Cellular component (GO): nucleus
Molecular function (GO): RNA binding; sequence-specific DNA binding
Source: RefSeq, a predicted model, not a curated record